AUGUUCAGGGACUAUGAUGGGAUUCUUCUCCAUAACGAUAGGUCAUCCUACACUGCCCAAAACAGUCAAAAAUGUUGCCAAAGCCCCCAGCUCAGAACGACCAGCAGUAACGCCAGAAUCAACGGGGAGGAGUCGCAAGAAUCUGACACUGACUUGCGUCGGCCACUCCUUGCUCUCACAGUAGCUGAUAUCGGCACGGUCGAUACACUCGUUGAAGGCGAGCUUAUGAAAUGGUUUGAUCUUACGGAAGCCUGGAACGCAGUGCUUCUUAUUGAUGAAGCCGAUAUCUUCCUCGAACGAAGGCAGAAUCGAGGCCUCGCUCGAAACGGGCUGGUAUCAGCCUUCCUUAAAAGGAUGGAGUACUUUAAGGGUUUGCUGUUCCUGACUACCAAUCGCGUUGGACAAAUAGACGACGCCUUCAUCUCACGCGUACACGUCGCAAUCGGAUACCAGGCCCUCGACGAAGAGACCAGACGAAAAGUUUGGAAUGGCUUUUUUCGCAAGCCGGUGCGCGAUCGCGCUGGCAAGGUACAGAUCGUACCAGACGCAAAGAAAUGGGUUCUUGGCACCGUUGGGGAGACGAGCUUCAACGGGGGAGACAUUCGCAAUGCAUUACAGACAGCCAUCACCCUAGCAGAGUUUGAAAGCGAAGAAGACCCGGAGUAUGAUGCUGCAUUGGUGACAGUUGUCCAUAAGGCUCAUUUCCAGAAGGUUCUGGAGAUGUGCAAUCGAUUCCGCAGUUAUGUGACAAGUAUACGGAGGGAAGACGAGAUGAAGUGA
Fusarium musae is the source of this 780-nucleotide messenger RNA. RefSeq lists its product as uncharacterized. Gene Ontology annotation, molecular function: ATP binding; ATP hydrolysis activity. The transcript has 2 exons. Bases 1 to 780 code for a protein of 259 amino acids. Lineage: Eukaryota; Fungi; Ascomycota; Sordariomycetes; Hypocreales; Nectriaceae. The record is from RefSeq and is a predicted model, not a curated record.